CAGAGCAUUUAAUAUCACCCAGAGGAGGAGCGUUAGCCUUCCGCAAACACACACUCACACACAACACACACACUGGGGAGAGGAGGAGGAGGAGGAGGAAGAAGACGACAGAGGGGGCUGCCACUGAACGGGGAUGAGAAACACCUUCCCCACUUAGACACAACACUCCCUUCCUAGGCUGAACAAUAUCUUAUUAAUAACCCACUAUCCAAUAUAACGAAUAGACCACAGUGCCUCCCUCCAACACAUCCACACAAACAUCACAUUCCUAUGGACAGGCACGUGCAGGAACAAACCUAUUGAACCUAUACCAUGGAGGACUGUCUUCAUACUUCUUCUGAAAAUCUUUCCAAACUGGUCAGUUGGGCCCACAGUCAUGGGACCAUUUGCAGUCUCAUUCCAAAUCUAAAGCACCUACUUUCUGAAGGUUCCCAUGGCAACCUGACAGCUAUGUGGGGCUGUAGUGCGGGCCACGCCUAUCACUGGCCAUUGACAGCAACCUGUAGGGCUGGCUCGCAGGAAAGAGUAUGUUUCCAGGACAACAGAAGCUUCAACUCGGACAGUCCCAGCAUCAUAGGUGUGCCGCCAGACACACAAACCAGCCCAGUAGAUCGGUACUCUGGGAGGCCAGGGAAAGGAAAGCUGGACUGUAACAGAACCCGAGACUCCUGUGACUUUUCCUACUGCAGUGAGCCUUCUGAAUUAGAUGAAAAUGUGGAGGAAUAUGAAGAUGAAGCUACUCUUUUUGACAUGGUCUGUGAGUCUUCGGUGACAGAUGAAGACAGUGACUUUGAACCUUAUCAGCAAAGAUCUCAAACCAUUCCUCGUAAAAGGCCAGGUCCCAGUUCAUCCUCCUCAUUUCAUUCAGGCUCCCACUCUCAGGUCAUUGAUGGAAGCAGCAAUGAUGUAUUAGUUAAAAAAAUCAAGCAAGAAAUCCCAGAGGAUUAUUACAUUGUGGCUAAUGCGGAAAUUACUGGUGGCAUUGAUGGGCCUGCAUUGUCCUUGACACAGAUGUCAAAACCCAAAGCUCAUGCUCAUCCUGGAGCCUCCUACUCGGUGCCAUCUAAGUCCACCCCUCAUGCAUCACCUCCACUCAGUGCUGAAUUUGAUUUGCAAAAUAUGUCUGCCUCUUCACCAAUCAUAGCAAGGCCAGCAGUUCAGAAGCCUCCAAAAGUGACUUUGGCUUCUCCAAGCAGAGGGCCUGGUAGCACCCCAGCAGUCAACCCUCAGGUAGCCCUCCAGAUGCCUGCUAGCACUUCCAGUGCUGGCAAACCAAUAAGCAUUCCUCUCUCAGCCUUGCAGCUCCCUGGGCAAGAAGAACAAUCUGCCUCGGAAGAUCUUCUCCAGCCUGUGCCAAAUCAAGUUCCCAGUGAUGUAGCAUUAUCUCCUUCAGUUAGCACAGAGCCAGAAGUUAGCUCAAGCCAGCAGCAGCCAAGCACUGCUCCCACCAUCACCACUGAGCCAAUGGCACAGACAAUACCAGAUCAAGAUGAAAGAGCAGCAGAACUGAGCAGAGAGCAAAAUGAAAAAACCAUCCGCAGUACCCAGACCGCUCUCCGUAACUUCGCCUAUUCCACAAAGCUUAACAAAUUCCCCAUCUUUAAUUUUGAUGAUGACUUGAAGUAUCUCUGUGUCAGUGCUGUGAGCCCAAACACGACUAAAGCAACUCUAUAUGCUCUGAAUGUGUGGCGGUACUGGUGCAUGACCAAAGGGCUCAAAGAUUACAUGGAUAUUACCAAGAUUCCAGCUGUGAAACUGAAUGAACUCCUUGAGGAUUUCUAUGUCACUGUGAAGAAAACAGACGGCUCUGAUUUCCUGGCCACAUCUCUGCAUGCGAUCCGCCGAGGUUUAGACCGCAUCCUGAAGAACGCUGGGAUAGGCUUUUCUAUCACGAGUGGGAACUUCAGUUCUUCCACCAAGAAGCUGAAGGAGAAACUGCGGGUGCUCAGCAAGGCCGGGAUGUCGGGUGCCCGCUCUCGCCACAUUGUCUAUUUUUCCCUUGCGGAUGAAGAAGAGAUGUGGAGGAUUGGGUGCCUGGGCGAUGGGGGUCCAGUAGCCUUAUUGUCCACUGUGGUAAAAUAUAACAGCCAGUACCUGAACAUGAGGACCUUACAGGAGCACGCUGAUUUAAUGUAUGGUGACAUUGAGCUGCUGAAAGAUUCACAGAAUCGGCCGUUUUUUGCCAGAACAGACAAUGUGAAGCGGGAGAAAAGGAUGGGCCCCAACCGAGUGUGCUAUGGCCAGAUAUACCAUGAGCACUCGAAAGGGCACAAGCUAUGCCCCUACUGCCUCCUUUACAAGUAUAUGUACAUCCACCGGCCUCCUUCCCAAAUGGAAGCCAAGUCUCCCUUUUAUCUGACUGCUAGGAAGGAAACCACUAGUCUGGGCAACACGUGGUACGAAGAGCAGAGGAUGGGGCUGCGCUCUCUGAGGGGGGUUGUUCCAAAGCUGGCUAAAAAGGUCAAACUUGACCACUGUGAGAACUUUACUUUUGUGUCAUUCACUCAGGCCUCACGGAAGUUCAGCCCCCUUAACUCCUAUCAGUAAGUCUGUGGCCCCUUCUGCUCACAUCACUACAAGUCAGCUGCACAACAGGCACUGAAGGGUCAAGGGUUUCUUUUAAUCUGCACACAGUAAACCUGCCAUCCAGUGAGUUUACUAGACAAACAGAAAGACCUGCUGAGAUUUCCUUUGAUAUCUUUAUGGAAGCACCUGCUAUUUAAUACAAAUGGAAAGACCUGCCCUUAAAAUAUGUUACUAUAUCAUUAAGACAUUGUACAGCUACGCACAGUAAAAAUGCUUCAAGAAAAAGAAAACCAGUUCCAGCACAGUGCCUUUUGCAUCACCUUUGUCAAUCACCCAUGGUUUCAGCUGGUCAAAGAAAGAGAA
Molecule: messenger RNA, 2889 nt
Organism: Hemicordylus capensis (graceful crag lizard)
Lineage: Eukaryota; Metazoa; Chordata; Lepidosauria; Squamata; Cordylidae
Product: KIAA1958 ortholog
Exons: 5
Coding region: 313-2547 (744 amino acids)
Source: RefSeq, a predicted model, not a curated record